Molecule: messenger RNA, 1707 nt
Organism: Mycotypha africana
Lineage: Eukaryota; Fungi; Mucoromycota; Mucoromycetes; Mucorales; Mycotyphaceae
Product: kinase-like domain-containing protein
Exons: 2
Coding region: 1-1707 (568 amino acids)
Biological process (GO): intracellular monoatomic cation homeostasis; intracellular signal transduction; protein phosphorylation
Molecular function (GO): ATP binding; protein serine/threonine kinase activity
Source: RefSeq, a predicted model, not a curated record
AUGUCAGUACAGGAUAUAAUGACGCCCUCACCAUAUUCUGCUCCUUCAACAACAUUAGAUUCUACAAAUGAUGCUACCUUGCCUUCCCCACUACAUCCUAGCAGGGCCAACUCAACCACAAGCGCUGGUAGUAGCAUUAAAUCAAGCACGACCCGCUUUGGUUCGAUAUUUAGUAUGCCAAGCUCUCGAUCCGCUUUCAAAAUGGCGCCAAUGAAUAACAACGGAGUUGUUGAACCGUUAGAUAUUCAAACGCAACGAAAUAAUCGUGAAGAAAGCAAAGAUUGCCGACUAUUGGAAACGAAUAAUGAAACAGAAGAGCAGCAAAGUAUUGGUAGUGAUAUCACUACUGAUACACCCGUUAAUGUUUGCCGAAGAGCGAGCCAAAUGGCCCAACAUCAUCAAGAUAGUCCUACAAUUCGACUAGGUCGAUCCAUUGGUGAUUUCAUCUCUAGCCCUGCUUCUUGGACUCGAAAACAUUUGAACCAUCACCACUCUAUCCAUCAUAAACAGAAUUCAGAAUCUGUUCCAGCCUCACCUUUUACCAAUGUACCUCGGCUUUCAGAAAAAUAUGGGCCGUACGUAAAACCCAGCAAAGAAGCUAGUUCGAAAGCAACUGGUGCGACGAAUCGGAAUAACAUUGGUAGUGGUGCAACAGCAGUGAUCCGCUUGGUCCAGUCAUCGUCAGCUUUUCAGAACAACGAAAUCUUUGCAGUGAAAGAGUUUAGAAAACGAGGGAAGACAGAGGAUGAAAAAGAGUACCUGAAGCGCAUGCAUAGUGAAUAUUGUAUCAGUAAAACAGUGAGUGAUCAUCCCAACGUAGUAACAACGAUCGACCUUGUAGUGGAUGAAAGAGAUCGAUGGUGUACAGUUAUGGAAUAUUGUGAUGGAGGUGAUCUAUUCAGUUUACUACAGUCUGAGAAACCUCUAAUGCCUAUCAUGGAAGCUGCUUGUUUAUUUAAACAACUUAUGCUUGGUUUACAACAUCUGCAUCAUUUGGGCAUUGCUCAUCGCGAUAUCAAACCAGAAAAUCUGCUGCUGACAAAAGGAGGCACAUUGAAAAUUGCAGAUUUUGGAGUAGCAGAUGUCGUUCAAACAUGCUUUGAAAAAAAAGCUCGUCUUUGUCAGAAAUGGUGUGGAUCCGAGCCUUUUUGGUCUCCAGAAAUGUGGAAGUUGAAAAGCCCUGAGUCUACUUACGAUGGGCAAGCUUUAGAUAUCUGGAGCGCAGCUAUUACCUACUUUUGUAUACGAUAUCGACAGAUGCCUUUUGCUGCAGCGUUUUAUACGGGCAAGCCCAAGUCGAAAAUUCCUGAAGGAAUGUCAGAAGGUUCACCGGCUGCUGUUGCUGCUACAGCAGCGGAUGGUGGUGACAAAGAGUAUGGAUUGUAUGUUGAGCAACGAAGUAAACUGGGUUCAACUAAUUGCGAUUUAUGGACAUUAUUUGAUAAGGACAAUAUUGCGGGUAAUGGAAGUGACAACAAUAGCAACAGUAAUCAGAAGCUGGCAAUGGACGAAAUAGAAUGUUUAGCAGGCAUGCUCGAUCCGAAUCCAACAACACGUUGGAAUGCAGAUCAAGUUUUGGAUUGUAAAUGGAUGAAGUCGGUGGAGCUUUGUAAGGAUGGUGAACUAGAAAAUGGUUGGAGACACUAUCAUACCUCUUACAAACCAAUUCCCUCAAGCAAUGCACCCUUGGCGAAGAAAAAAAUAUGA